UGAGGUCAGAACUGAGGGUUAGUGCCAUCCUGUGACCGAAGCAAGCAUAGUGCCGAGAACAGCCUUGACUACUGUGCUUCUGGGGAGAAACCUUACCAGGGCCCAUGUAUGAGCACAGCUACUUUUCCUGACCAGGAUCUUUGCAACACCCAACAGGGAAAGGAAAUUCCUAAGCAAGGAACACCGCUCAGAAAGUGCUGUGCCAUGUCUCCAAAUCCCUGAGAAUCAAGUAAAAAAAACUGGGAGCAACAGAAAACACUGUAGCGCAAUGGCGGCGGCCGCGGCGGAGCAGCAACAGUUCUACCUGCUCCUGGGAAACCUGCUCAGCCCCGACAAUGUGGUCCGGAAACAGGCGGAGGAAACCUAUGAGAAUAUCCCAGGCCAGUCCAAGAUCACAUUCCUCUUACAAGCCAUCAGAAAUACAACAGCUGCUGAGGAGGCUAGACAAAUGGCCGCCGUUCUCCUGAGACGUCUUUUGUCCUCUGCAUUCGAUGAAGUCUACCCAACUCUUCCAUCCGAUGUCCAGACUGCCAUCAAGAGUGAACUGCUAAUGAUUAUUCAGAUGGAAACGCAAUCCAGCAUGAGGAAGAAAAUUUGUGACAUUGCUGCGGAACUGGCCAGGAAUCUAAUAGAUGAGGACGGCAACAACCAGUGGCCCGAAGGUUUGAAGUUCCUCUUUGACUCGGUCAGCUCACAAAACAUGGGACUCCGGGAAGCCGCCCUUCACAUAUUUUGGAACUUUCCUGGAAUUUUUGGGAACCAACAACAGCACUAUUUGGACGUCAUCAAACGGAUGUUAGUUCAGUGUAUGCAAGAUCAAGAACAUCCUUCGAUCCGGACGUUGUCUGCCAGAGCUACAGCCGCCUUCAUACUUGCCAACGAGCAUAAUGUUGCUCUCUUCAAACACUUUGCAGACUUGCUACCUGGAUUCUUACAGGCUGUCAAUGACUCAUGCUACCAGAAUGAUGAUUCGGUCCUAAAAUCUCUUGUUGAGAUUGCGGAUACUGUUCCAAAGUAUUUGCGCCCUCACUUAGAAGCAACUCUACAGCUAAGUCUAAAGUUGUGUGGAGACACUAACCUCAAUAAUAUGCAGCGCCAACUUGCCCUCGAAGUGAUUGUGACCCUGUCUGAGACUGCAGCUGCGAUGUUAAGAAAGCAUACCAAUAUUGUUGCACAGACUAUUCCUCAGAUGUUGGCGAUGAUGGUGGAUCUAGAAGAAGACGAGGACUGGGCCAAUGCUGAUGAGCUAGAAGAUGACGACUUCGAUAGCAAUGCGGUUGCUGGGGAGAGUGCCUUGGACCGGAUGGCCUGUGGACUUGGUGGAAAGCUUGUUCUGCCAAUGAUCAAGGAACACAUUAUGCAAAUGCUUCAAAACCCUGACUGGAAAUACCGGCAUGCAGGAUUAAUGGCCUUAUCUGCCAUUGGUGAAGGAUGCCACCAGCAGAUGGAAGGAAUUCUAAAUGAGAUUGUAAAUUUUGUCUUGCUUUUCCUCCAGGAUCCUCACCCAAGAGUCCGGUAUGCAGCCUGCAACGCUGUGGGUCAGAUGGCUACAGAUUUUGCACCUGGUUUUCAAAAGAAAUUCCAUGAGAAGGUGAUUGCAGCGUUGCUUCAAACCAUGGAAGACCAAGGCAACCAAAGGGUGCAGGCCCACGCAGCAGCUGCCCUCAUUAACUUCACCGAGGACUGUCCCAAGUCGCUGCUCAUUCCGUACCUGGACAACCUGGUGAAGCACCUGCAUUCCAUUAUGGUCCUCAAACUUCAGGAGCUGAUUCAGAAAGGCACGAAGUUAGUUUUGGAACAAGUUGUGACAUCCAUUGCAUCAGUUGCAGAUACUGCAGAAGAAAAAUUUGUCCCCUACUAUGACUUAUUUAUGCCGUCACUGAAGCACAUUGUUGAGAAUGCUGUCCAGAAGGAGCUGAGGCUUCUGAGGGGGAAGACUAUCGAGUGUAUCAGCCUCAUUGGUCUGGCGGUUGGGAAGGAAAAGUUCAUGCAAGAUGCAUCAGAUGUGAUGCAGCUAUUGUUGAAGACCCAGACAGACUUCAAUGAUAUGGAAGAUGACGACCCUCAGAUCUCUUACAUGAUCUCAGCAUGGGCCAGAAUGUGCAAAAUCCUUGGGAAAGAAUUCCAGCAGUACCUUCCCGUGGUUAUGGGGCCGCUGAUGAAGACCGCUUCAAUCAAGCCUGAAGUCGCCCUUCUCGACACCCAGGACAUGGAGAAUAUGAGUGACGAUGACGGUUGGGAAUUUGUGAACCUCGGAGAUCAGCAGAGUUUUGGUAUUAAAACGGCAGGACUGGAAGAAAAGUCAACUGCUUGCCAGAUGUUGGUUUGCUAUGCUAAGGAAUUAAAGGAAGGUUUUGUGGAAUACACUGAACAGGUUGUCAAACUGAUGGUCCCUCUGCUGAAAUUUUAUUUCCAUGAUGGGGUCCGAGUGGCGGCGGCAGAGUCCAUGCCUCUUCUGCUGGAGUGUGCCCGAGUUCGGGGUCCCGAGUAUCUCACACAGAUGUGGCACUUCAUGUGUGAUGCUCUCAUCAAGGCUAUUGGCACGGAGCCUGAUUCAGAUGUCCUCUCGGAAAUAAUGCACUCUUUUGCGAAGUGCAUAGAAGUGAUGGGGGAUGGGUGCCUGAACAGUGAGCACUUCGAGGAGCUGGGGGGGAUCCUGAAGGCCAAGCUCGAGGAACACUUCAAAAAUCAAGAGUUGCGGCAAGUUAAAAGACAAGAUGAAGACUAUGAUGAACAGGUUGAGGAGUCACUACAAGAUGAGGACGAUAAUGAUGUUUAUAUUCUGACUAAAGUGUCAGAUAUUUUACACUCAAUAUUCAGUAGCUACAAAGAAAAGGUGUUGCCGUGGUUUGAACAACUGCUUCCAUUAAUUGUCAACCUGAUUUGUCCACAUAGACCAUGGCCAGACAGACAAUGGGGAUUGUGCAUCUUCGAUGAUGUCAUAGAACACUGUAGUCCAGCCUCAUUUAAGUAUGCAGAAUAUUUCUUAAGGCCAAUGCUCCAGUAUGUGUGUGACAACAGCCCAGAAGUCAGGCAAGCUGCGGCAUACGGCCUUGGCGUCAUGGCACAAUAUGGUGGAGAUAACUACCGCCCUUUCUGUACAGAAGCACUACCACUGCUUGUAAGAGUUAUUCAGUCUGCAGAUUCUAAGACCAAAGAAAAUGUCAAUGCUACAGAGAACUGCAUCUCCGCAGUGGGGAAAAUCAUGAAGUUCAAGCCUGACUGUGUAAACGUUGAAGAAGUCUUACCACACUGGUUGUCUUGGCUUCCUCUACAUGAAGAUAAAGAGGAAGCUGUCCAGACCUUCAGUUAUCUGUGCGACCUGAUUGAAAGUAAUCACCCAAUUGUUCUUGGCCCAAACAAUACCAACCUACCCAAAAUAUUCAGUAUAAUUGCGGAAGGAGAAAUGCAUGAGGCCAUUAAACAUGAAGACCCCUGUGCCAAACGCCUGGCCAAUGUAGUUCGCCAAGUACAGACUUCUGGAGGAUUGUGGACUGAAUGCAUAGCACAACUCAGUCCGGAGCAGCAGGCAGCCAUACAGGAGCUCCUGAACUCUGCCUGACGGGCCUUAAUACCACCUGCCAGAAAACUAACUCCAAAUAAACGUUUACCCUUUUGUUUAGGUUUCUUUGUUUUGUUUUUGAGCAAGAGAGCAGUAGUGUUGUGUGUAGGCCAUUCUUCCGGAGCCGCGCACACAGGAAAAGCAGCCUUGUGUGCGGAGUGGACUGCCGUGGAUCUCCUCUGACCACAGAGGAGAUCCCCGUGAGCCCAUGGGAGCACUGCGGAGUAUUUUUCUAUUGCUGUGUCCCACCGUGCAAAGGCAAAGAGGAAACAGUUCCUUUCCUCACUAGACCUAAAGAAACUUACGGAAAUCCAGAUCAGUUAAUCCACAUAGACGUGUGUUAAACAGACUGGGAGACAACCUAGUGUUCAUUCUAUAAAGUGGAGUGAGAUCUGUGUGGGGUAGAAAGAAGCCUUUACCCAGCCAACCAGCCGAAAACAGCUGAUGACAAGCAAGCCUGAGGCUGUCACUGGAUGUCACUGUUGGUUCUUUCCCCCAGAGGGCUUACGCAGUGACUCGGUGUGGAGGCUGUCCCACGUCGGCCCUUGAAUGUGAAGUGUCGUUGGCAUGUCUGCAGUGGUCUCGUUCACUCCUCAAUAAACAGCAUUGAAAUACAAA
Molecule: messenger RNA, 4180 nt
Organism: Peromyscus leucopus (white-footed mouse)
Lineage: Eukaryota; Metazoa; Chordata; Mammalia; Rodentia; Cricetidae
Gene: Ipo5
Product: importin 5
Exons: 28
Coding region: 269-3562 (1097 amino acids)
Biological process (GO): protein import into nucleus
Cellular component (GO): cytoplasm; nucleus
Molecular function (GO): nuclear import signal receptor activity; small GTPase binding
Source: RefSeq, a predicted model, not a curated record